Messenger RNA from Nerophis lumbriciformis (worm pipefish), 339 nucleotides. Lineage: Eukaryota; Metazoa; Chordata; Actinopteri; Syngnathiformes; Syngnathidae. The record is from RefSeq and is a predicted model, not a curated record.
AUGUCCUCAGGAGUGACUGCAGACUUGGAGCAGGAGCUGCAUGAUUUACUGCAAGAGUUCCAGGAUGUGGUGAAGGAGCUGCAAGCCCCCCCUCAAAGCAGCCUACACGCCUACAAGCACAUGCUGAUGGAGGCCAAGGGCCGCACCGCACUGGGGGACGACAGCGGGGUCGAAGACUCCGAUUACAGCAGUGAAGCAUCUUUAGGGAACAGUUUGAACACCAGCGAAGAGGAGCUGCACACAGCAGGCUUAACGCAACCACCAAAAGCCAAGCUGGGGGACACAAGAGAGCUGCAGAGCUUUAUUGAUGUGUUGGACCGGGAACUUGCUGGUGUGUAG